AUGAAGCUAGUUCCAUCAACAAUAAUAUUAACACUAUCCUUAACAACACUAGUCAGCAGCAAUAUUGACAUUGAUUUUGCAUCAGUAAUCAACAAAAUUCAAUCAAUUGAUGUAAUAAAUGCCGACUCGGGAGAAUCAAAAUCAAUUCCGCUAGAUGUUAAUAUGAUUAUAUCAUUUUUUAAUCGAAGUUGUGUUAUUGAAAAAUUAGGACUUCACAGCAUCGAUCAAAGUCAGACUUAUGAAAUUCCAAACUUGAAAGAAUUUGUAAAAUCAAGUGCUAAUAAUGCAAAGAUUCUAGUUGCAAUUGAGAAUGCAGCCAGGCUUUGUACAAGAAAUGCAAAGGAUGUUGGACUUUUUCAAAUGGUUCAGAUUCGUAGCUUCUUGACAAAGUCAAUUUUUCCUCACACACGAUCUAAUCCUGAAAGAGCUACUCAAUGUUUCAAAUGGAAAAUUAGCCAAAUAAAACCAGACUCUCCAGUUCUUGAUGGUUUUGAUGUCAGUACCAUGAAAUACACAGUCGAUCAGUGUAAAGCUACAACAUCACUUGAAUUGUACACAAAAGUUGUAGAAGAACAAAGAAGUAAAUUAGAGAUUAGAUCAUGUGAUUUGGAAACAUUUGGGCACAUCACAAGAACAGCCAAAAGUAUUAUAGAAAACUUCUUAUUCCUGAAGCUAUCUAGUGCACAAAUUGUGCAGCAUGAAGCAGUAAUAAAUGUUGGAGCUAUUAAUAUUGAAGCUGAUUUGUUGGAGAGUCAACUUAAUUGUGUGAUGACGGAUUUGAAAGAUUUGGAUAUGUAA
Molecule: messenger RNA, 798 nt
Organism: Chironomus riparius
Lineage: Eukaryota; Metazoa; Arthropoda; Insecta; Diptera; Chironomidae
Source: the annotation of a GenBank genome assembly